Messenger RNA from Adineta steineri, 1026 nucleotides. The record is from the annotation of a GenBank genome assembly. Lineage: Eukaryota; Metazoa; Rotifera; Eurotatoria; Adinetida; Adinetidae.
AUGUAUUACGAACAACCGUAUACCGCAUCACAACCUCCCCCUCAAUCAUCACCACUAUCAUUUAGACCAACAAAUCCAACUAAUUUAAGAUCAAGAUCUCCACUUCGUUAUCUUCUAUUUUGUGCUGGUGGUCUUUGUGGUUUAAUUAUAAUUGCUACUUUAAUUACACUAUUUAUCGUUUAUUUUGCUCGUUACCGAUAUACAGACUCAUCUCUUUUAUCCUAUCCAGAUUUUGCUUGCAGUCAACGUCCAUGUGGUUGUCCAAAUUAUAAUAAAAAAACUUUUAUAACUAAAAUUGUUGGUGGCAAAGAAGCUUUACCAUAUACAUAUCCAUGGCUUAUUGCAUUAGUUGAUAGAUAUACAACAGAUCCAUUCUGUACAGGAUUUAUUAUUUCAUCUAAUGCAAUUCUUACAGCUGCUCAUUGUCUUAAUGGACGUAAUCCCAAUCAAAUACAAAUACUUGCAAAAGCUCAUGAUCUUCGUCAAUUCAAUGGCGAACGAUAUGAUAUUGAUAGAUGGUUUACUCAUCCUGAAUAUCAACAUAAUACUAGUAUGCAUAUAAAUGAUAUAGCUCUUGUUAAAAUCAAAAAUCUAUUUGCUUCUGAUCUUCAACCUUGUUGUUUACCAACAUUACAAUCAUCAAUGUAUCCUCGAGCACAAACAACCGCUGUUGUAAGUGGUUGGGGAAAACUUAUACCAACACCAAAUAGUCGACAUUCUCCUAUUCUUCAAGAUGUUGUUAUGCCUAUUGUUGAUGAAAAAAGUAUCAAAUGUUAUCAAUCUAUUGUUGAUAUCAAUCGACAACUAUGUGCUGGUUAUAAUAAACUUCGAAUUGAUACAUGUUCAGGUGAUAGUGGUAGUCCAUUACUAGUUGUUGAAUAUAAUAAUCAAAAACAAGGACAUUUUGUAGCAACAGGAAUUGUUAGUUAUGGAAAUAGUCAAUGUGAUACAUCAAUAUCUCCGGGAGUUUAUACACGUGUUGGUUUUUAUCUUCCAUGGAUUAAUAGUAUUUUACCAUAUUUAUGA